UCAGUAUUUAGGAAAUUUCCCAAAACUAAAAGAAACAGAAAGGCAUAAAACCGAAAUAAAGGAAGCAAGAAAGGUUUGUCCAGGGAUUACAGCAAAAUCACACCUCUCGAACACUGUAUUUUUCUGAUUCUUGUUCUUGGCCGGAGUUGACAGCAGUAAGCUUACGAUUCGAAAUUCUUUAUACUCCGCUCACCAUCUGACGCCCUUGUUUUACUAAAGGAAACUUUAAUAUUCUUCUCCCACACUCAGCACAAACAGAGAAGGUCUUCCUGGCUUCUGCAUGGACUUCAUGGAUUUUUCUGCACGGACCGGAUAGGAUUUCCUGGUCCUUAAAUCAGUUGGGAGAUGUUUUCCAAAUGAAGUCAUCACCUUCAAGGCAUAGCUGAAAGAUCACCAUGCCUCGUAAGGUAAAUUAUGGAGUUAAUUACGAGGAAGAUUUUGAUGACUAUGAAGAUUACGGUUAUGACUAUGAUGAUGGGUAUGGUUAUGCAGAGGAAGAUGGUACGCCACCAGAAACAAGGUCAAAACAGGAGUUGGUUAAUGCUGGGGUUUGGCGUUGUCCCAUUUGCACAUUUGAUAAUGAAGAUACUAUGAAUGCAUGUGAUAUAUGUGGAGUCCUUCGUCAUCCAUUGGUCGAAAAAUGCAGAGUAGAUGGUUCCCAUGCAGUUGGUGGCAUAUGUAAAGAUUCUGGAGCAUCUGUAAUGGCCAAGUCUCUGUUUGCUUCACUGCUGCUUCAGAAACCAAAAAAGGCUGUAAAUUUUGAAGCACAGAAUUACUCUUUUAAGACCGAAGACUGCUUUAACCUCUACAAGCCUGGAAAUAUGUGUGGACAGUUUCAUGAUUUACACAGAGCUUUUUGUUCUCAAAGCCAUUGCAAGAUUGAUAUAGUACCUUUCAAGUUUGACUCCCAGUCUCCAGAUGAUUCAGUACUGAGUGGAAUAAUACCAUCCAGAUUACGUCCCAAAGGUACUCUAUUCAUGCUUCUGAUUCAAUUAUUUUGUGUCCUAUUUCCUUAAGAUGUUCUCUUGUUA
This is a messenger RNA of Nicotiana tabacum (common tobacco), 1031 nucleotides long. The record is from RefSeq and is a predicted model, not a curated record. NCBI's taxonomy places the organism in Eukaryota, Viridiplantae, Streptophyta, Magnoliopsida, Solanales, Solanaceae.